GCAAAUAAAAGAAGAGACUGUGCAGUAAAUUAAUUCCUUUCGGGGGUUCUCAUCGUCGUCAAGGAACAAGCUUUUACAGAGGUUUACAUAAAUUAGGGUUCUUAUCUCCAAAACCCACCUCACUCAUGGCUGCUAAAGUUUCUGUCUCUCCCACAAGCCUCAUAGAUCAGAUUGUGGUUCCAGGUGAUGUUGUUCUUGAUUUAUCAAACAUGACUAACCAGACAAUCAAGCUCGGCAGUGGCCUUCAUCAGGAUAAUGAUGUUAUCUCCGCCAUGAGAGCUGGCAAAUUAAGUUUUUGCAAGCCUAAUAAGUAUUGGGUCGAAAGUUCUCACAAACGGUACAUACCCCGCCCUGAGGAUCAUGUUCUUGGAAUUGUGGUAGAUUCUAAGACAGAUAAUUUUUGGGUGGACAUAAAAGGACCUCAAUUAGCGCUUUUGCCAGUUCUUGCAUUCGAAGGAGGAACACAAAGAAAUAUUCCCAAGUUUGAGGUAGGCACUCUGCUUUAUCUUCGGGUUGUCAAGACAAACACAGGAAUGAAUCCGGAGCUGUCUUGUACCGACGCAAGUGGGAAAGCUGCAUUAUUUGGACCCUUAAGAGAUGGUUUCAUGUUGGAAACUUCAACUGGUCUUUCAAGAAUGCUGUUGAGUUCACCAACGUGCCCGGUCAUCGAAGCUCUUGGAAAGAAACUCUCAUUCGAGAUAGCUGUGGGCUUAAAUGGCAGAGUUUGGGUAAAUUCUGCUGCUCCACGUACAGUCAUUAUCGUGGCCAAUGCUAUGAUGAACUCGGAAUCUCUAAGUGUGACUCAGCAGAGAAUCAUGGUUGAGAAAUUGCUAGCGAAAAUUUCAGACUAAUACGUUUUUGUUCCUUGAAAUGUAUAAUGAACCCUGAUGAUGCUCUUUAGCAAGCGAUUUUGAUUUAUUCAAAUACAAUUUUAUA
Molecule: messenger RNA, 936 nt
Organism: Arabidopsis lyrata subsp. lyrata
Lineage: Eukaryota; Viridiplantae; Streptophyta; Magnoliopsida; Brassicales; Brassicaceae
Product: putative exosome complex component rrp40
Exons: 8
Coding region: 126-851 (241 amino acids)
Biological process (GO): poly(A)-dependent snoRNA 3'-end processing; U4 snRNA 3'-end processing; CUT catabolic process
Cellular component (GO): cytoplasmic exosome (RNase complex); nuclear exosome (RNase complex)
Molecular function (GO): RNA binding
Source: RefSeq, a predicted model, not a curated record